AUGGCACAACAGCACGAUCUGAGCGAGCUAUUCCGCAUCGGUGGCAAUUCUCCCGACACAAACUACCUCUUCAUGGGCGAUUACGUUGACAGAGGGUACUAUUCCGUCGAGACUGUCACACUCCUCGUCGCGCUCAAGCUGAGGUAUCGCGAGCGAGUUACUAUCCUCCGAGGCAAUCACGAGAGCCGUCAAAUCACACAAGUAUACGGCUUCUACGACGAGUGUCUUCGAAAAUACGGCAACGCCAACGUCUGGAGGUUCUUUACCGAUCUUUUCGACUUUCUGCCAUUGACCGCCCUUAUUGACAACCAAAUCUUCUGCCUUCACGGCGGUCUAUCGCCAUCAAUCGACACUCUUGACCACGUUCGAUCCAUCGACCGUGUCCAAGAAGUGCCUCACGAGGGUCCAAUGUGUGACCUCCUAUGGUCAGACCCUGAUGACCGAUGUGGCUGGGGUAUCUCUCCUCGUGGCGCAGGAUACACCUUUGGGCAAGAUAUCUCUGAGGCAUUCAAUCACAAUAACGGCCUCACGCUUGUAGCGCGGGCGCAUCAGUUGGUCAUGGAAGGAUACAAUUGGAGUCAAGACCGCAACGUUGUCACCAUAUUCAGCGCGCCCAACUACUGCUAUCGCUGCGGUAACCAAGCGGCUAUCAUGGAAAUCGACGAGAAGUUAUCUUAUAGUUUGUACGUGUCACUUUAUCCCACUUAUCUUAUAUCUACCAUCCUCGCUGCCUCCGAGUACCGUUGA
Serendipita indica DSM 11827 is the source of this 747-nucleotide messenger RNA. The record is from the annotation of a GenBank genome assembly. NCBI's taxonomy places the organism in Eukaryota, Fungi, Basidiomycota, Agaricomycetes, Sebacinales, Serendipitaceae.